Messenger RNA from Eufriesea mexicana, 542 nucleotides. RefSeq names its product netrin-1-like. The record is from RefSeq and is a predicted model, not a curated record. Gene Ontology annotation, cellular component: basement membrane. Gene Ontology annotation, biological process: dendrite development; motor neuron axon guidance; animal organ morphogenesis. Lineage: Eukaryota; Metazoa; Arthropoda; Insecta; Hymenoptera; Apidae. Gene Ontology annotation, molecular function: protein binding. The annotation marks the transcript as partial. The transcript is spliced from 4 exons.
AUGUUGCGUGUUACAGCGUGUGACUGCCAUCCGAUCGGCGCCUCUGGGAAAACUUGUAACCAAAGUACCGGCCAAUGCCCGUGUAAAGACGGUGUAAUUGGUAUCACUUGUAACAGAUGUGCCAAAGGUUACCAACAGAGUAGAUCGCACAUUGCACCUUGCAUCAAAAUACCGAGGGUUGUGCAGACUCAAGGCACGGCCGGCGAGGAGAGCGGAGAACACGAAGACGACGACGACGAGCGCGGUUACGAUGGACGAGCUGAUCAAUGUGGAAAAUGUCGAGCCAGCACCAAAAGAUUAAACUUGACUAAGUAUUGUAAAAGAGAUUAUGCUAUCCUGGGUAGAAUAACAGACAGGCACAAAAAGAGCGAUGGUUCCCCGGCUGGAACGAGUGUAUCUGGUUCAGUGUGGAUACGUUUCACCUUAAACGUCGACUUCAUUUACAAGAAAGCUCCAAACUCGAGGAUUCGUCGUAGCGACGUGUUCCUUUACGUACACUCAGCCGAUUUAGCCUGCAGAUGCCCGAAGAUCAAACCGAAUAU